Molecule: messenger RNA, 2234 nt
Organism: Xyrauchen texanus (razorback sucker)
Lineage: Eukaryota; Metazoa; Chordata; Actinopteri; Cypriniformes; Catostomidae
Gene: olfm2b
Product: olfactomedin 2b
Exons: 7
Coding region: 211-1689 (492 amino acids)
Biological process (GO): signal transduction
Source: RefSeq, a predicted model, not a curated record
CCUGAGGUGCUGGUGGCUUGUGUUGGUCAUCUGAAAUGGACAGCAGAGAAUACGGUUAUUUGAAAGCCUGAUAACUUGCACUUUGUGCUGAAUUUUUUUUUCUUUUGUCAUAACUAACUGACAGUCUUUGCUUUGAGUCUGUAUUUCAGCAUUGUCGUGUGUAGACUUCAUUGUGUUUGUGUCAUUGCUGUGAGGUUUCAUCAGCGUGACAUGAGUUUUCCUCUGCUGAAGAUCGGUGCCGUUUUGAGCACCAUGAUCAUGCUCACUAACUGGAUGUCCCAGACGUUGCCAUCACUGGUGGGACUCGAACAACAUGUCGCACGACCCGGAACCUCGGAAAGAAUCAUCAGCGUGUUGUAUCCAGGUGAGGAUGAUGGUUGGCAGGUGUUUGGAUCUGUUCAGGGGAAGUGUGUGUGUUCAAUAUUGACUCCAGAUCAGAGUGUGUGCAGUGGAGACCCUCGACACACUCGACUACAGCAGAUCUCUGAUCACGUGCAGAAUGUGUCUCAGUUCAUGGAGCUGCUGAACUCCAGAACAUCUCAAGAUCUGCAACACCUGAGAGACUCCGAGAAGCUGCUCUUUACCAUGGAGACCAGAUUAAAAGCAGCCCAUAAUAAUCCACACAGCCUCACCACCAAUAGUUUACAGGAGUUGCGGUGGAGUUUGUCUCAGUGUCGCCCGCUGAAGGUGCUGUUGGGUCGGUUCCGGGCGGAUGUGGGGCAGAUUGAGGAUGUGAGGGAGGAUUUGGAGCGUCUCAACAGUUCUCUCUCCAUACUACAGGAACAGUUCACAGUGUACCACUAUCACCAGCUACAGCACAGAGCAUUUGUGUUAGAGCGCCACCUGCAGGCCUGCGCCAUCCAGCUGGGUUGUGGGAGACUCACAAGUAUCGCCGCUCCACUCACUGUCAGAUCUUCAGGUUCUCGAUUUGGAUCAUGGAUGAUGGACUGUUUGAUUGACAGCUCUGACAGUCGCGUGUGGGUGAUGGAUGGGUAUUUUAAGGGCAAGCGUUUGGUGGAAUAUCAAUCGCUCAGUGACUUUGCUAACGGACAGAACUUUUUGGUCCAUCAUCUUCCACAUCCAUGGUCAGGUACGGGUCAUGUGGUGUAUAACGGCUCGCUGUACUAUAAUAAACACCACAGUAAUGUUCUGGUCCGGUAUCAUCUGAGCUCCGGCCGUGUGUUACAGCAGCGCACUCUGGAUCGGGCCGGAUACAACAACACCUUCCCGUACUCGUGGGGCGGCUCCUCUGACAUCGAUCUCAUGGCCGACGAGACCGGACUCUGGGUGGUGUACUCCACGAUUCCCAGCGGCGGGAACAUGGUGGUGAGUCACCUGGAUCCCGAGACUCUGGAGGUGGAACGGUCCUGGGACACGGGCUUUCCCAAACGCAGCGCUGGAGAAUCGUUCCUGAUCUGUGGAACGCUGUACGUCACUAACUCACAUCUGGCCGGAGCGAAAGUUCACUUCACAUACUACACGAGCAGCUCAUCAUACGAGUACACGGACAUCUCCUUUCAUAACCAGUACUCGCACAUCUCCAUGCUGGAUUAUAACCCCAGAAUGAGAGCGCUGCACACCUGGAAUAACGGACAUCAGGUGAUCUAUGACAUCACACUCCUGCACUUCAUCAGGACGUCAGCUGACACACGGACAACAAACACCCCAGACAACAACAUCACUCAGUAAACUCAGAGAGAUGAACAGAGAUAAUAUUUAUUAUUAUUAUACCCUAAAUUCCUCAAAGCUAUAGUCCAGCGGGAAAAUAAUGUAAUGACAUUAAAUGUAUUAUUAAUCUAGUUAUUUAUGAUAGCAGGGCCUCAUCCGGUCAAACUGCUCGAUUUGCAUCUUAACUUUUGUCAUGUUAUUGAUUGAAUGCAGUCUGUGUUGAAUGUUUAUAUAUUACGAUCAAUAAUAAUACGAUUAUAUAAGACUGUAAACGUCAUGAAUGAUGCAUGUUUGGUGCAGUUUAUAGUGUUUUCUCUGUAACACUCCUGUGGUAUUGACCAACGGGACUCUCUUUGGGAUUCGGGGUCUGAUGUGUGACCCUCUUUUAAUGAUAUUAUUUCUUCUCUGAAGAUCAAUAAAAUGGAGCAUUUCUUUUGGGAUUUUAUGCUAUUUUGAUCUUAUUUACAUGUACAAUAUAUAUAUAUAUAAAUAAAUAAGCACAUUUUGGGAGAAUGUUUUUUAAUUCACAUUUCUAUAAAUUGAAUCAUGAAUAUAAUCUGAGAUUG